Molecule: messenger RNA, 1428 nt
Organism: Branchiostoma belcheri (Belcher's lancelet)
Lineage: Eukaryota; Metazoa; Chordata; Leptocardii; Amphioxiformes; Branchiostomatidae
Product: tubulin alpha-1 chain-like
Exons: 6
Coding region: 70-1428 (452 amino acids)
Biological process (GO): microtubule cytoskeleton organization; mitotic cell cycle
Cellular component (GO): cytoplasm; microtubule
Molecular function (GO): structural constituent of cytoskeleton; GTP binding
Source: RefSeq, a predicted model, not a curated record
CACGUCUACAACGAGCAGUGCAAUUUUUCUAACAUUUCUUUGAUAUCAACGCUGCUAAUUUCUAUAAAAAUGCGCGAGUGCGUGUCCCUACACAUCGGGCAGGCGGGCGUCCAGAUCGGUAACGCCUGUUGGGAGCUGUACUGUCUGGAACACGGGAUACAGCCCGACGGUUUGAUGCCGAGUGACAAGACCGUCGGGUACGAGGACGCCUCCUUCAACGCCUUCUUUACCGAGACAGGAGGGGGCAAGCACGUUCCUAGAGCCAUUUUUGUCGACCUAGAACCCAGCGUGAUCGAUGAAGUCAGAACCGGGACGUACAGUUCUCUGUUCCACCCAGAACAGAUGAUUUCUGGCAAGGAAGACGCUGCCAACAACUACGCACGGGGACAUUACACCAUCGGGAGGGAAAUCAUUGACCAGACGUUAAGUCGAAUCCGCAAACUGACUGAGAGCUGCUCGGGUCUGCAGGGUUUCCUGGUUCACCACAGCUUCGGCGGCGGGACGGGGUCAGGGUUCACCGCCCUCCUGAUGGAGAGACUGUCUGUAGACUACGGCAAGAAGUCCAAACUACAGUUUUCCAUUUACCCGGCUCCACAAGUGUCUACGGCAGUGGUUGAGCCCUACAACUCUAUUCUGUCUACCCACACCACCCUGGAGCACUCCGACUGCUCCUUCAUGGUCGACAACGAAGCGCUGUACGACAUCUGCCGCCGCGGGCUCGACGUGGACCGCCCCACCUACACCAACCUCAACCGCAUGAUCGGGCAGGUCAUCUCGUCCAUCACCGCCUCCUUGCGGUUUGACGGCUCCCUGAACGUGGACCUGACGGAGUUCCAGACGAACCUGGUGCCGUACCCGCGCAUCCACUUCCCCCUGUCCACCUACGCACCCAUCAUCUCGGCCGAGAAGGCCUACCACGAGAAUCUGUCGGUUGGUGAGAUCACCGCCAGCUGCUUCGAACCGGGGAACCAGAUGGUCAAGUGCGACCCUCGGAAAGGGAAGUACAUGGCGUGCUGUCUGCUGUUCCGUGGUGACGUCGUGCCCAUGGACGUCAACGCUGCCAUCGCCAACAUCAAAACCAAACAGUCUAUCCAGUUCGUUGACUGGUGCCCGACAGGGUUUAAGGUUGGAAUCAACUACCAGCCUCCCACCGUGGUGCCUGGCGGAGACCUGGCCAAGGUUCAGCGUGCCGUGUGCAUGUUGAGCAACACCACCGCCAUCGCUGAGGCCUGGGCCCGCCUGGACUACAAGUUCGAUCUGAUGUACGCCAAGCGCGCAUUCGUGCACUGGUACGUGGGUGAGGGGAUGGAGGAGGGGGAGUUUGCCGAGGCACGAGAAGACAUGGCGGCCCUGGAGAAGGAUUAUGAAGAGGUGGGGAUGGACUCCUUCCCGUCCGACAGCGAGGGAGAGGGAGACGAGGAAUACUAG